AUGGUAAACCAGAGCUUUGUGACCACAUUCAUCCUCAUAGGCUUCUCAGACUACCCACAACUGCAGGCGCCCCUCUUCCUCGCAUUCCUGAGCGUCUACACAGUCACUCUCCUUGGAAACUUGGGAAUCAUUGUGGUCAUCAGGAUCAAUCCCAAACUUCAUACGCCCAUGUACUUUUUCCUCACCCACCUUGCGUUUUUGGACAUCUGUUAUUCCAGUGUGUUUACACCCAAACUCCUAGAGAUCUUGGUUGUGGAAGACAGAAGUAUCUCCUUCCGAGAAUGCAUGACCCAAUUUUUCUUUAUUUGUGCCUGUGUGGUUAUAGAAAUGUUUAUGCUGGCCGUGAUGGCCUAUGACAGGUUGGUGGCCGUGUGCAACCCUCUGCUCUACACAGUCGCCAUGUCCCCUAAGCUCUGUGCUCUCCUCAUAGCUGGGACUUACCUAUGGGGUGGCCUGUGCUCAGCCAUACUCACUUAUUCCCUGGGGCAGCUGUCCUACUGUGGAGCCGGCAUCAUCAAUCACUUUGGCUGUGAGUACUCAGCAGUCCUCUCUGCAGCUUGCUCAGACACAACUUUCAGCCAGAUAGCAUGCUUAGUCAUUUCACUGUUCAACGAGUCCUGCAGCCUCCUGAUCACCCUGGCUUCUUAUGUGGUCAUAGUUGUCACCAUCCUGAGGAUGCCCUCCAAAGGGGGCCUGAGGACAGCCUUCUCCACCUGUACCUCCCACCUGACAGCUAUCAGCAUUUUCCAUGGUGUUGUCCUUCUUCUCUACUGUGUGCCCAACUCCAAAAGCUCCUGGCUCCUGGUCAAAGUGUCUACUCUACUCUUUACAGUCAUGAUCCCCAUGCUGAAUCCCCUCAUCUACAGCCUGAGGAACAAGGACGUGAAGGAGACAGUCAGGAGGCUCAUCCACUCCAAGCUCUUGCUGUAG
This is a messenger RNA of Perognathus longimembris pacificus (Pacific pocket mouse), 930 nucleotides long. Its product is annotated as olfactory receptor 5D18-like. The coding region runs from base 1 to 930 and encodes 309 amino acids. NCBI's taxonomy places the organism in Eukaryota, Metazoa, Chordata, Mammalia, Rodentia, Heteromyidae. Gene Ontology annotation, biological process: G protein-coupled receptor signaling pathway; sensory perception of smell. Gene Ontology annotation, cellular component: membrane. Gene Ontology annotation, molecular function: G protein-coupled receptor activity; olfactory receptor activity; odorant binding. The transcript has a single exon. The record is from RefSeq and is a predicted model, not a curated record.